AUGAGAGAUUUUGCAUCUUGCCUAAGCCAAAGCGCCGCCCAGGUUGUGCAUUCCUCUUCCUCAAGUGGGCAGAACUUGGUGCAGUGUGCAUACCUGGCACGCCUGCGCGGCAAGCCUUGCGUGGUCACCGUCACCUGGACCAAGGUGGCCUCGGGGCAGGCUUUCGCCAUUGCCAUCCAUGACUACUCCAACCGUUGCCUCUGCAAGAUGGAGGUUAAGCCCUGGCUGUUCUCCAAGAGGAAGGGUUCCAAGGUCAUGGAAUUGGAUAGUGGCAGUGUGGAGAUCAUCUGGGACCUGUCAGCCGCAAAGUUUGCAGCUGGGCCAGAGCCACUCGGAGGCUUCCAUGUUGCUCUACUCUAUGAUCUUGAAGUUAUCCUUGUUUUAGGCGACCUGUGCAAGGAGGAGGAUCACCGGGUUCUGUCAGAUGCUUUGCAUUCUGAUGCAGUCAUGAUAGCUAGGAAGGAGCACGUUUAUGCGAAGAAGGUGUAUUCCGCGAAAGCUCGAUUUUUGGACAUUGGGCAGAUUCAUCACAUCUCCAUAGAGUGCGACACGGCAGGGGUGACGGAUCCCAGCCUAGAGAUUAGGAUUGACAAGAAGAAAGUGUUGCACGUGAAGCGGCUGGCAUGGAAAUUCAGAGGGAACCAGACUAUCUAUGUCGAUGGACUUCCAGUGGAGGUGCUCUGGGAUGUGCAUGACUGGCUAUUUGGUUCCUCGAAUGGAUGUGCUGUGUUUUUGUUUCAGUCAGGCCACUCCAUGGAAAAAUUUUUGUUCAGAACAUGCUCACAGAAUGAAAUGGAGGCUCAAGCACAUCGUUUUGGUUUCACAUUGAUAUUAAAAGCAUGGAAGACUGAGUAA
Miscanthus lutarioriparius is the source of this 855-nucleotide messenger RNA. NCBI's taxonomy places the organism in Eukaryota, Viridiplantae, Streptophyta, Magnoliopsida, Poales, Poaceae. The record is from the annotation of a GenBank genome assembly.